This is a messenger RNA of Diabrotica virgifera virgifera (western corn rootworm), 1223 nucleotides long. RefSeq names its product transcription initiation factor TFIID subunit 9 (gene Taf9). Gene Ontology annotation, molecular function: protein heterodimerization activity; RNA polymerase II general transcription initiation factor activity; transcription coactivator activity. Gene Ontology annotation, biological process: DNA-templated transcription initiation; RNA polymerase II preinitiation complex assembly. The record is from RefSeq and is a predicted model, not a curated record. Gene Ontology annotation, cellular component: transcription factor TFIID complex; SAGA complex. NCBI's taxonomy places the organism in Eukaryota, Metazoa, Arthropoda, Insecta, Coleoptera, Chrysomelidae. The transcript is spliced from 2 exons. The coding region runs from base 96 to 803 and encodes 235 amino acids.
AUAACGUCAAAGUCAAUCUAAAUUUAUUUUGGUUUUUUUGUUUGUUGAGUGAGAGUAAAUUUUACCAGUACAUUAUUUUCAAAAAUAUUGAAAUUAUGGCUGAGAAAGAAAAAGCCAAAGCUGUUCAGUCCAAGCACAUUCCAAAAGACGGUCAAGUAAUCAUGGCUAUAAUGAAAGAAAUGGGGAUAACAGAUUAUGAACCCAAAACAAUUGUGCAGCUCACAGAAUUUGUGUACAGGUAUGCAACAUCCAUACUCGAAGAGGCUAGAAUGUAUUCCAAUAAUUCAAAACAGAAAUUUUUGGGAGUGGAUGAUGUCCGUCUAGCGCUGCAACUAACCUGUGAAUCUACUUUCACGACACCUCCUCCACGAGAAGUAUUGAUGGAACUAGCCCAUGUUAAGAAUUAUUCACAUUUACCUCAAGUCAAACGCCACUGUGGCCUGAGACUACCCCCUGACAGAUACUGCCUGUCAUCUUGCAAUUACACCCUCAAGAGCUCCAAGAAAGGCAAAGGAAACUUUAGUAUGGCUGGUAGUCCGGCCAUAAAAAUGACUCCAAAAGCGAAUAUAAACUUUUUAAAGAGAACCACACCCACAAUCUCGAAACAGACUGUUACGAUACCAAAACCAAUUACAAAAGUUAUUACAACACAACCCCAAUUGCAAAAGACAUUACUUAAACCAAAAAUAGAGAUUACACAAAAUGUGCAGAUAGCACCUCCAAUUAAAACUGAAAUGGAUUUCGAUACUUCUGGGAUAUUGAAACGGAAAAGAGAGGAUGACUCUGAACCAAUGCAAACAUAGUUAAUAUUUUGAUAAAAUCUAUAAGCAGAUAUAGAUAACUUAUAUUUUAUAUAUGAUGGGUCAGAGGGAAAAACGAUGAAUGUCAAUUUGUGGUAAUUUUGAGAUUCUUGCACAAUCUGUUAGCUUAGAAAGAGUACUAUCAACCUGUGAAUGGCCGAGAGGAAAUAACGAUGAGAAUUGCCUUAAAAACAGUCAGUCAGAAGAUUGGAUGCAAGGGGAAGAAACAAUGAAUAUGUAACUUUGUUUUUUAUUUUACCGAAAAUGUUUCCAGAUAGACAUUCAUUGUUCUUCUCACUGACCCUUCAUAGGUAAUUCUAAUCUAUAGUGUAUGUAUAAAUAAUUUUAGUAUAUAUUAAUUCUGUAUAAAUUGUUAUUUAUGUCUGAUGUAAUUGUAUUCUAAUUAUAAAAAGUUGUGGUGGA